AUGCAAUUCAUCUACUAUCUACUUCCAAAGCUCAAACAAGAAGCAUUGAACACCUCUCCAAUUGUUUGGACUGAUAAUGUACAGCUGAUUUGGAUUUUCAAGAUAGUUUUGGUGCUGCACUAUUUGAAAGCAACUCAAUUGGAGUUGUCAUAUUAA
Molecule: messenger RNA, 156 nt
Organism: Heterostelium album PN500
Lineage: Eukaryota; Evosea; Eumycetozoa; Acytosteliales; Acytosteliaceae
Exons: 3
Coding region: 1-156 (51 amino acids)
Source: RefSeq, a predicted model, not a curated record